This is a messenger RNA of Cyphellophora europaea CBS 101466, 945 nucleotides long. RefSeq lists its product as uncharacterized. Gene Ontology annotation, molecular function: methyltransferase activity. The transcript has 2 exons. The record is from RefSeq and is a predicted model, not a curated record. Bases 1 to 945 code for a protein of 314 amino acids. NCBI's taxonomy places the organism in Eukaryota, Fungi, Ascomycota, Eurotiomycetes, Chaetothyriales, Cyphellophoraceae.
AUGGCGGACCAGAUCGCUGCCGAUGACCGCGAGUCAUUCGACGAAGGCUAUGCGGAAUCGACAACCACAUCCUACCUCAGUUCCCUGGCGUCCGACAUCCGUCGAGGUGUGACAGAGAAUGGUCGCACCUACGCAUCAUACGGCAGAACUGUACAGGGCAUUCCAAUCGAUGAACCGGAACAGGAUCGCAACGACCUUCAACAUGCAAAGUUCUUGCUGCUACUAGGCGGCAAGCUUCACUUGGCGCCUAUUGCCGACGACGCGCACAACAUUCUUGAUCUCGGAACUGGUUCGGGUAUCUGGUCCAUAGAUAUGGCGGAUUUACACCCGUCAGCCACAAUCACAGGUGUUGAUGUCGCCCCGACAAUGCCGACUUGGGUCCCACCGAAUGUUCAGUUCGAGAUCGAGGAUAUCGAGGAGGAUUGGCUCUUCGGGAAGAGUCGCUUCGACUUCAUUUUCGGUCGCGAGCUUCUUAUGGCAAUCCAUGACUGGCCUCGGUUGAUCAAGCAAGCAUAUGACCACCUCAAGCCUGGUGGAUAUCUCGAGUUGGAGAUGACUUUUCCGAAGACCUUUUGCGAGGAUGGUACACUGGACCUUGAGACAUCAGCAUACGCAGAAUCCGCGCGGCUUCUCUUUGAGUGUGGUCGUAAGAUGAAUGUACCAUGGGAAGCAUCUUUGGAAUGGAAGGAGCAGAUGCGCGCCGCAGGCUUUGUGGAUGUCGUCGAAACCACCUUGAACAUCCCCAUAGGCCGCUGGCCCAAAGACAAAGAUAUGAAGAAAAUCGGAACGUUUGAACUCGCCAACAUUGAUCAAGGUCUCGACGCGUUCUUGCUUCGAGGCUUCACAGGCGCAUUGCAACGCUCCGAAGCUGAGCUGCAAGUCCUGACAGCUCUAGCGAGGAAGGAAAUCUUCGAUCCCAAGAAUCAUUUGAAUGUUAAGUUGUAA